Messenger RNA from Suncus etruscus (white-toothed pygmy shrew), 914 nucleotides. RefSeq names its product CD86 molecule (gene CD86). The coding region runs from base 3 to 914 and encodes 303 amino acids. The record is from RefSeq and is a predicted model, not a curated record. Gene Ontology annotation, cellular component: external side of plasma membrane. Lineage: Eukaryota; Metazoa; Chordata; Mammalia; Eulipotyphla; Soricidae. The transcript has 5 exons. Gene Ontology annotation, biological process: T cell costimulation; cellular response to lipopolysaccharide; positive regulation of T cell proliferation.
CUAUGGCAACUUUGGUAUAUUUCAAUGAGACUGCAGAACUGCCAUGUCGCUUUACAAACUCUCAGAACUUAAGCUUGAAUGAACUAGUAAUAUUUUGGCAGGACCAGAAUCAUUUGGUUCUAUUUGACCUCUACCAAGGGAAAAAAAAUGUUUACAGUGUUGAUGCCAAAUAUAAGGACCGCACAAGUUUUGACCAGGACAGAUGGACCCUGAAAUUGCACAAUGUCCAGAUCCAAGACAAGGGCAAAUAUUCAUGUUUCAUCCAUCAUAAAAAGCCUGAAGGAAUGCUUCCCAUCAUCCAUACAGAUUCAGAACUAUCAGUGCAUGCUAACUUCAGUCUACCUGAAAUAACACCAGUUUGUAAUGAAACAGAACUUGCUGACACUGUGAAUUUGACAUGUUCAUCUACUCAUGGCUACCCAGAACCAACCAGCAUGUGGUUUUCAACAGGGCAGGAGAAGUAUAAUGCUGUCAUGAAGAAAUAUCAAGAUAAUGUCACAAAACUGUACACUGUUUCUAUUAGCGCAUCUAUUCCCCUCUCUCUUGGCACAAACAGUAUGAGCAUCUUCUGUGUCCUGCAGCAAAAGACAGCACAGCUUUGGUCCAAACCUUGCAAUAUAGAUAAAAUGCCAGAACCGACAAAGCCACCUGACCAAGAACCCUCCCUCAGAAUUGUGGCUAUAUGUGUAAUUUUGGCGGUUGUAUUCCUGAUGGGGUUUGUAAUAAUACUAAAGAAAAGUAAGAAGAAGUCUGGAACCUCUGAUGAAUGUGAAACUAUCCCAGGGGAGGUGAGAAAGAAGGAAGAGUUGGAGGCAAGAGUAAGAAGCCAUGUAUCUGAAAAAUCUGACAAAGUCCAAUGUGUCAUCAAUGUUUCCAAGACAGCUUCUGAAGACAAAAGUGCUACAGAUACUUAA